Molecule: messenger RNA, 1873 nt
Organism: Girardinichthys multiradiatus
Lineage: Eukaryota; Metazoa; Chordata; Actinopteri; Cyprinodontiformes; Goodeidae
Gene: rxfp3.2b
Product: relaxin family peptide receptor 3.2b
Exons: 2
Coding region: 160-1362 (400 amino acids)
Biological process (GO): immune response; G protein-coupled receptor signaling pathway
Cellular component (GO): membrane
Molecular function (GO): G protein-coupled receptor activity
Source: RefSeq, a predicted model, not a curated record
GAGAGGGGGAGAACCAAGACAGCGGUUUGCAUCUGUGGCUGGCCCUGCGUGGACACUUCCUAAUGCAACAGGGAUGCAAUAAAUGCCGCAAAUACAAACUUUCUUUUCUGUGUUUGCCUCUUUCUGAUUUUGAGGACAUGUGAGAAGAAGAGUGCGGCCAUGUCACUGAAUGAGACUGGAGCUCAUACACUGGCCCCUGAGCCAUGUGAGCAGCAGAUGCUCCACGAGGACAACCAUGGAAGGGUGAGCGGUGGUUCCACCAGCAACCUGUCGCUCCACUGCUGGCUGCAGCUUCUUACCAGGGAAUCCAUCAUGGAAUUACAAGGAGACAGCUCCAGCUUGGUAGUGCGUGUGAUGAUAGCGUGUGUUUACUCUAUAGUCUGUGCUUUGGGAUUGGUAGGAAACUCGCUGGCUCUGUAUCUGCUCCACUCCCGCCACAGGCAGAAGCAGUCAUCCAUAAACUGCUUUGUGAUGGGGCUGGCUAUCACAGACCUGCAAUUUGUUCUGACUUUACCCUUCUGGGCGGUGGACACAGCACUGGACUUCCGCUGGCCUUUUGGCCGGGUCAUGUGCAAAAUCAUCAGCUCUGUCACCACUAUGAACAUGUACGCCAGCGUGUUUUUUCUAACAGCAAUGAGUGUGGCAAGGUAUUACUCAAUCUCCUCUGCUCUGAAGAUGCACAGUCGAAGGGCAGCUGCAGCCAGGGCAAAGUGGACCAGCCUUGGUAUCUGGGCUGUCUCUCUGCUGGCUACUAUGCCUCAUGCUAUUUAUUCCACCAGUGCUGAGGUGUCGGAUGAGGAGCUCUGCCUCGUCCGCUUUCCAGACUCUGGCAGCUGGGAUCCACAGCUUCUUUUGGGUCUGUAUCAACUGCAGAAGGUCCUACUGGGGUUCCUUAUUCCUCUAAUCAUAAUUACUGUCUGUUAUCUGCUCUUGCUGCGGGUCAUCCUCAGCCGUCGCAUUACAGGAGCUGCAGAUCCAGAGGUCAAGCAAGGCCGUCUGAACCGGCGCUCCAAAGUCACCAAAUCCAUUGUCAUAGUGGUUCUGUCUUUCUUUCUGUGCUGGCUGCCCAAUCAGGCGCUGACACUCUGGGGGGUGCUGAUAAAGUUUGACCUUGUUCCUUUCAGCAAGGCUUUCUACAACGUGCAGGCCUAUGCGUUCCCCCUGACUGUGUGCCUGGCGCACACCAACAGCUGCCUCAACCCUGUGCUCUACUGCCUGGUUCGUCGGGAGUUUCGGGCCGGGCUCAAGGAGCUCCUCCUCCGUGCUACGCCGUCCUUCAGGAGCUGGACUCACCUGCUGCGCCGCAAGACCAAAGUGGCCGAGGCGCCGCCCGUUGUGGUGCUGGUCCAGAUGGACGUCUGAGCGCGACGACUGGCUUACACUGUGACAAAAAAACUGCAGGAGAAAAUAACUCAGAAAAUGCACUUUCUGUAUUGAUGUGAAGCGGCUUGCUGAGCACAGCUCUUCAGUCAGUAACAGCAUCAAAAGUAAUCCAGGACAAAGAAGUGCAGCUUGAAUGCUUAUCAGAUCGAGGAAAGUUUUUCUCCGUCCAAUCCGGCGAGCUGAGAUGAAAGAGUUUGAUAUGUUCUCCUUCGUAGAUCUCAUGUAUUGUCUAGUGUAAUAAUGCAUACUCAAAGUGAUUUAGUAUUAAUGCAUGAAUUUGAUGUGAUGAAGUGAUUUUUAAGUGCUUUCACAAUCUCUUAAUGUAGUUAGACUUAAGCUUCAGAUCAGUUUCAUACAAGCAAGAAUGAGCUAGAUCACUCAUCCACUGCUGGGAUAUACAGGUCCUGCUCAAAAUAUUAGCAUAUUGUGAUAAAGUUCAUUAUUUUCCAUAAUGUCAUGAUGAAAAUUUAACAUUCAUAUAUUUUAGAUU